AUGGCAGAAACUCCAAUGAAGCCGCAGAAACGCAUUCUCGGAGACGCGACAAUGACGUCCGGCAAUAUCCUACCUAGCACCCUUUCCAAGAAACGAAAGCUCGAAACAGACGAAGCAUCCGCUUUACAGAAAGUCGCCCCGAAAAGAAACGGUGUCAAGAGCUUUGGCUCGAGCCAGGCACAAGCGAAGAGUUCUUUUGAGGAAGACCUAGAAAAAUUGACCCAAGAUAUCCAUGGACUGAAGGAAAAUAACUUCGAGAAAGACCAACAAUGGGAGCGACCACCGUUGGAAGGAUUCGAUGCAGCAAAGGACAACCUGUGCUUCCAGCAAAUCGACGCUGAGGAGGGGACCUUUAGUGGCGCGGCAACUGUGAAGCUUUUUGGGAAUUCCGUCCUCCUCCAUGUCGAGAAUUUUCGUCAUUAUUUGUAUAUCGCUGCUCCCACGGGGUUCAAACAAGAGUAUAUUCCUCAAUACGCCAUGUGGCUCAACUCGAAGCUUGGGUACGGUGGCCAGAUUAUCCACUCGGCAGAGCUCGUGAUUAAAGAAAACCUUUACGGCUACCAGGGUAAAACCAAGAAACCAUACAUUAAACUCACAGUUACAGACCACAAGGAUAUUGGGAAACUGCGCAAUUCGUUGGAGAAGAACUUUUCGUCGCUUAAUUAUAAAGGCCUAUGGCAGUCGGUCGAUGACGGAGGUAUUAUGACAUUCGACAAUAUCCAAUACGUGUUGAGAUUUAUGAUUGAUACCGGAAUCUCCGGCAUGUCCUGGGUGGAAGCCAAGGCAGGUAAAUACCAACUGGUUCCCCCAAAUUUUAAAUAUUCAAAUUGCCAAAUCGAGGCGCGUAUCUCUUAUACCGACCUUAUCGCCCAUUCACAUGAUGGCGAGUACGCAAAAACGGCACCGCUACGUGUCUUGUCCUUCGAUAUUGAGUGUGCAGGCCGAAAGGGAAUCUUCCCAGAGCCAAACCAAGACCCUGUGAUUCAGAUUGCGAACGUGGUUACCCGUUAUGGAGAGUCAAAGCCCUUUGUUCGAAACGUCUUUGUCCUAAACACGUGCAGUCUUAUCGUCAACGCCCAAAUCCUAGAGUUUGAGCACGAGGACAAAUUGCUGAUGGCAUGGAAAGACUUUCUCCAAAAGGUUGAUCCAGACGUUAUUAUCGGGUAUAACAUUUCAAAUUUCGACUUUCCGUACCUGCUUGACCGCGCGAAGCACUUGAAAUGCCAUAAUUUCCCAUACUUUACGCGACUACCCAAUCAAAAGUCUGAAGCAAAAGAAAGCAACCUAUCGAGUAAGCAAAUGGGCAAUCGCGAUACAAAAACGACCAAUACAAAUGGAAGAAUACAGCUUGACCUUCUCCAACUGGUGCAAAGAGAUCAUCAUCUUCGAAGUUACACGUUGAACUCGGUCUCUGCUCAUUUCUUGGGUGAACAAAAAGAAGAUGUACACCACACAAUGAUUACAGAAUUGCAUAACGGUACCCCCGACUCACGAAGGCGGUUGGCUGUCUACUGUCUAAAGGAUGCCUACCUGCCACAAAGACUUAUGGACAAGUUGAUGUGCCUGGUUAACUAUACUGAGAUGGCCAGGGUGACGGGCGUGCCGUUCAACUAUCUCUUGUCUCGUGGUCAGCAGGUCAAAUUCAUCAGUCAGCUUUUCCGCAAGGCUCUCCUGGAGGAUUUGGUGAUUCCGAAUCUCAGCAAGCAGGACGAGGGCGAGUACGAGGGUGCAACCGUUAUCGAACCUACCCGAGGCUACUAUGACGUGCCUAUUGCAACCCUUGAUUUUGCGUCUUUGUAUCCGUCUAUCAUCCAAGCACACAAUCUUUGCUAUACUACCCUUUUGAACAAGAAAGCCGUGGAGGUGUAUAAAUUUGAAAAGGAUAAGGACUAUAUUGUGACGCCUAAUGGUGACAUGUUCUGCAAGUCAAAUGUUCGGAAAGGGUUGUUGUCGCAGAUUCUUGAAGAACUCUUGGGGGCACGGAAAAAGGCCAAGAAAGAACUGGCUGUCGAGACGGACCCGUUUAAAAAGGCGGUGCUGAACGGUCGACAACUUGCGCUGAAGAUAAGCGCUAACAGUGUGUACGGUAUUACGGGAGCAACGGUUGGAAAGCUUCCUUGUUUGGAAAUCGCCAGUAGUACAACUAGUUAUGGUCGUCAAAUGAUUGAGAAGACGAAAGCAGAGGUUGAGGCAAAAUACACUAUCGCCAAUGGAUACUCACAUGACGCACAGGUCAUUUACGGCGACACUGACUCGGUGAUGGUCAAGUUCGGAGUCAAGAAUCUUGAGGAAGCAAUGAAACUAGGGGAAGAAGCGGCCGAUUACGUGUCGUCAAAGUUCAUCCGACCGAUUAAACUCGAGUUUGAGAAGGUGUACUUUCCAUACUUACUGAUCAACAAGAAACGUUACGCUGGUCUUUACUGGACCAACCCGAAGAAGUUUGACAAGAUGGACAGUAAGGGUAUUGAGACUGUUCGGCGUGACAAUUGUCGGCUUGUCCAGACUGUCAUUGAAACUGUUUUACACAAGAUUCUUAUUGACCGAGAUGUUGACGGAGCACAAGAUUAUGUCAAGAAUACCAUUUCUGAUUUGCUACAAAACAAAGUUGACAUGUCCAAGUUGGUUAUUACCAAGGCCUUAUCCAAGUCCGACUACACUGCCAAACAGGCCCACGUCGAACUCGCCGAGCGGAUGCGCAAAAGAGACGCAGGGUCUGCACCGACAUUGGGUGACCGUGUGGCGUAUGUGAUCGUCAAGGGUGCUGGCGGAUCGAAGAAUUACGAGAAAUCAGAAGACCCGCUCUAUGUACUCGAGAACAACCUCCCUAUCGACACCAAGUAUUAUCUCGACAACCAACUCGCCAACCCGCUGGGACGUAUAUUCGAGCCGAUCCUGGGAGAGAAAAAGGCAUCGCAGCUGUUGACUGGUGAACACACACGGGCUAUUUCCGUGGCGGCCCCCACGCUGGGCGGGUUGAUGAAAUUUGCAAAAAAGACACAGACAUGCAUGGGCUGCAAGAAACCUCUUGUCGGCAAGGAUGAAAAGGCGGGCGCCGUUUGCGAAAACUGCCGUCCCCGGAUGGGCGAGCUGUAUUCCAAAACGCUGAAGAAAGUGUCUGAUCUCGAGGUCCGCUUUGGCCGGCUGUGGACGCAAUGCCAGCGCUGCCAGGGCAGUUUGCACUGUGAAGUGAUUUGCUCGUCGCGCGACUGUCCGAUUUUCUACAUGCGGAUGAAGGCGAAGAAAGACGUUGAGGACUCGGAGAAGGAGUUGAUGAGGUUUGAUUACGACCCCGGCGCAUGCGCGGGCGACGGAGCAGACGCAUCGCCGCACUCGCCGCCGUUGGCAGACAUGAUAAACACCCACGAAUCUAGUCUUUCAUCGCAUCUAACACUCGUCAAAUCGCUCGCGAAAAACACCGCCGAAACGGACAGAGCUGUUGACCAGGUGCUGGACAGCGCGCAGAAGCUGGUGGAGAGCUUUUCGCUACUGCGUGAGCAACUUAAUAAACAGAAGUUUGCCGCGAAGAUAGACACACGAGAGACGCACAACAACGGCAAGCGAAAAAUCCACGCGGCGCCCAAGUCGCAACAACGUGCUUCUACAUCCAAAAUGGAGAACAACAGCUCCAGCGAGUCUUAUCAGAAUGUCCGCCCCGGGCAGAAGCGUAGCAGGACGGACAAUGACGCCGAUACGGAAUCUUCUGGGAUGGGAAAACGGACUAGAACAAAACGGGCGAUCCCUGGGGCCGACGACGACGUCAGCAACUAUGUCCCCGUGGCCCUGCAGAAGGACGACAUCUCUGAGCAGGUCGAGCGACGCCUGCGACUGCGCGAGGAGCAGCGGCGGGUUCAGCUCGACGAACCAGGCAAGAAGCGAAGACGUAGUAGCGGGACCAACGACGCUGUUGCUGCUGCUACUAAGCCCGAUCGGGCAAUUCGAAAACGACACAAGGCAGAUUAA
Molecule: messenger RNA, 3960 nt
Organism: Talaromyces rugulosus
Lineage: Eukaryota; Fungi; Ascomycota; Eurotiomycetes; Eurotiales; Trichocomaceae
Exons: 7
Coding region: 1-3960 (1319 amino acids)
Biological process (GO): base-excision repair, gap-filling; nucleotide-excision repair, DNA gap filling; DNA replication proofreading
Cellular component (GO): delta DNA polymerase complex
Molecular function (GO): nucleotide binding; DNA binding; 3'-5'-DNA exonuclease activity
Source: RefSeq, a predicted model, not a curated record